GACAGGUACUGUAGAUGCAGCUCUGCGACAUUAACAGCAAAUGACUGACCAGCUCCAGUCCACAGCGCGGCGCCCAAACCGAGGUUAUCAUGUUUUCAUCAGUCUGAGGAAAAGCAGAGAGCGGAAACAACAAACAGUCAAGCCUCCAGCUUCUUAUAUAUUAUCACACUUUUACGCACUGUUCAUUUCAGCCGUUUAGAAUGUGCGCGGGCUGUGUGCAGAAACAGUAUCCGGACAGGGGCAACACCUGCCUAGACAAUGGCUCAUAUCUCAUGAACUUCCUGGGCUGUGCCAACUGUCAAAAGCGGGACUUUGUGCUGAUCAGCAACAAGACCAUAGCGGAUGAAGAUGAGGAGGAAAUCGUCACUUACCUCCACAAGUGCAAGAAUUGUGAUCAUGUCAUCGCAAGACACGAGUACACAUUCACAGUGGUGGACGACUAUCAGGAAUACACAAUGCUGUGUAUGCUGUGUGGCAAGGCUGAGGAUUCCAUCAGUGUAAUGCCGGAUGAUCCCAGACAAUCCGCCCCACUGUUUUAGGUCACUAUGCACAAAAAAGAGAGAGCCUUUUCUGGGGAAGCUUCAUAUAUGCAGGAUUCAUUUCUUCCGCAAUCGGUUUUGGACAAGACCACCAUAUCCAUUUAAAUGACCAAGUUAACUUUAAAUAUUUUACUGCGCUUACAGUAGGCCUCUAUUGUUGGUGACUUUCUUUCCUUUAUGAAAAUGGUUUGCUGAGAACAGUAUAUGUAUAGUGUAUAUAAUCAACUACCAGACAUUAACAUGUGGUAUUUGCCCAUCCCAUUUCUUUCAGACUUAUGAAAUAACAAAACUGUAAUAUACUGAAGGCAGUGUAAAUAAAAUAGAAUAUGUAUGUUUGAGACACAUACAGUGUAUAAGAAUACAUACUUCAGUCAUUGUUUCAGUAUUUCUGAUUGCUGUUUGGAUACCCAGUUGUGGCUUCCUUCCUAUUUCAUUGUAUUUCUAGUAUAAAUGGAAAAAAGACUAAAUCCUUUUGUAUGCUUUGUGUAACUAAAAUAAACUGUAUCAUGAAACAGUU
This is a messenger RNA of Astyanax mexicanus (Mexican tetra), 1056 nucleotides long. It is a transcript of the gene churc1, whose product is annotated as churchill domain containing 1. Bases 201 to 539 code for a protein of 112 amino acids. Gene Ontology annotation, biological process: positive regulation of DNA-templated transcription; fibroblast growth factor receptor signaling pathway; multicellular organism development. The transcript is spliced from 4 exons. The record is from RefSeq and is a predicted model, not a curated record. Gene Ontology annotation, molecular function: zinc ion binding. NCBI's taxonomy places the organism in Eukaryota, Metazoa, Chordata, Actinopteri, Characiformes, Acestrorhamphidae.